AUGACAAAAACUGUUACAGAUUUAUUUAAUGAAAUUCUUGUACAAGCACAAUCAAUUGAACAUAUGAACGAUGUUGCUGUUAAAUUCAUCGAAGAAGUUAAGAUGCAUGACAAAAUUUUAAAACAUUUUCGUUUAUCGUUAUGUGAUUUAAAUUCAAUUUCAUCUAAACGUCAACAAUAUUCUUCAAAUAAUCAACAUGCGUCUCUAGUGGUUUUAAAUAAAGUAGAAUUAUUUGAUAAACGAUAUGCUAAUCUUCUUGCUAAAAUAGAAGAAUAUGUGCGUUUAUUUAUAAAACAUCUAAAGACAAUCGGACAAACAAUUAAUCUUCCAAUAGACGCUGCAUCAACUAUUGUUCAACUCUAUCGCAGUACAAUUGUAUCUCGAUAUAAUAUUAUUUUAGAAUCACUUGUUUCAUCCGAUGAAGAUGAACAACAAUCUUUUAUAAAACGAAAUCAACAGAAUAAAACAGGUUUUAUUGACUUGUCACACGGAAAGGUCACUGUUAAUCAACAUCCAUUAUCAUCAAUUGAUGGUUCAAUUUCAUUUGAAACUACCUAUCUUAUACCAGAAACAAAUAUAUUAUCAUCGUCAUCAUCAAUAGAUAAUGAUCGAAUAAAUAAUAACAAAGUUAAUUUUAUUAUUCAAAAACAACAACCAUUAUCAUCAUCAUCGUCGUCAAUUACUAAUGAUAAUAUCAUUAUAACAAGUUCAAAAUUAAAUGAAAUGACAUCACGAAAAAAUUUCUCGUUUAUUGAUGCGGUCAAUAACGCGCGUAGCGCCUACGUGGUCGAUACGCUCGAACAACGAAGUUACGAUUUACGGGAAGCUUAUUCUCGUGGUUUAAUAAAUACAACAAAUCAUCAUAUUAUUGAUCGUGCAACAUCACGACAAUUAGAUUUAGGUGAAGCAUUAAAAAUGGGUAUACUUAAAGUUGGUGACUCUCAAUCAUAUAAUGUCAUUUCAAAAACUGAAUCACUUAUCAUUUCACGUGUAUUUGAUCAUUGUUCAAAUGCAUUUAUUGAUCCAAAUGCUGCUAUACGUGCGAAAAUUCUUGAUCCAUAUCAUGGUUUAUAUUUAAAUAAUGCAACACAAGAAUCAAUUUCAAUUGAUGAUGCUAUGAGUAAAGGUUUUGUUCUCGUCGAACAACAACAACCACAACAAUCAUCAUCAUCAAAUAAUCAUAAUCAUCAUCAUCCCAAUGAUAAAUAUGUUAUAUCAACAUCAUUAAUACGUGAAACACGAUCAUAUCAUUUAUUAGGUGUUCGUGAUUAUAUUAAUAAUAAAGAAUUAACUGUUCAAGAAGCUAUACAAAUCGGUAUAUUAGAUAAACAAAAUGGACAAUAUAUUAAUCGAAAAACAAAUGAAAUAUUUUCGAUCUCAGAAGCUAUUGCACAAGGACAUAUACGUGCACAACCAUUACCAAUUGAAUCAACAACAAAUCAAGAAAAUUCAGGUACUAAUACAAAUAUAAAACGUGGAACAGUUAAAGAAACAAAAACAUAUACACUUAAAAGUGCUAUACAUCCUAAAACACGUCAAGAAAUUCCAAUACGUUUAGCUAUCGAUGAAGGAAUUAUUGAUCAUGCCAAAGGUUUUUAUGUAAAUAGUUUAACAGGUGAAAAUCUUCCAAUAAGUGUUGCAAUUGAAAAAGGUUUAAUAUUUACGGAAUUAAUUGAUCAACAUCCUCGACGUUUUAUUAAAACAUUAAUUAUUGAACAAGUUAUUGAUCCUGUUACCAAUCGUCGUUUAGGUGUAACUGAAGCAAUUAAAACAGGUUUAUUAAAUUCAAAUAUAACAAUAUAUUAUCAUUCAGUAACACAAAAACAAAUGACAAUACUUGAAGCAUAUGAACAAGGUUUAAUUAUCGGUAAAUUUCGUGAUCAACAUCCAUCAACAUUUUAUGGUGAUCAACACGAACAAGUUUUUUAUUUAAUUACAGGUGUUAUUGAUAUACGUACUGAUAAAGUUUAUAAUCUUCAAGAAGGUAUACAACAAAAAUUAUUUGAUCAUAAAAAAGGUGUCUAUAUUCAUCCGUUAACUGGUGAUGAAAUAAAUAUAGGUGAUGCUGUUAAACGUGGUUUUAUACAAGUACAAGCUGUUUCAUCACAAAUUAUAUUUAAUAAUACAGAUCAUCAAUUAUUAACUGAUAAACGUCGUGCAAUAAUAAGUCAAGAACCAUAUGGAAAUAAUACAAAUGAUUCACGUUCAAAAUUAUCAAUACGUAUUGAAUCACAAUCACGUCCACGUACACCAUAUGAAAUAAAUGAAUCGGAAAUUUUACAACGUGAAAAAGAUGUUGUAGAAAUAGAAUCUGUUCAACGUUUACCACGACAUUCAAAACAACAACAACAACAACAUAGAAUACGUGAAGAAGAAAUUUUCGAAAAACAUACAACAAAUGUAUUUGAUAGAGAAUGUAUUAUGACCCAUCAUCCAGCAAAUAAUGUACGACCAAAAUCAAGUGAAAGACAAAAACAAGAAUAUAUUGAAGAAGUUAUUAUUGAUGAUGGUAUUAAUAAUAAUCGUCGAGCGAAAUUUGAUAUUAAAGAAGAUCGACAUACAUCACAUAGAGAAAUUGUUAUUGAAAGUGAUAGAUAUAUGCCACCACCAUUACCACCAAAAGAUCAUCUUGUUAUUAAUGGUUCACAUCGUGAGCAUGAGGUUCGUGUUGUUCAAGCAUCACGUCCACAACCAUUGGCACCUCCACCACGUCCAGUUCAUAUUGAUGAUCGUCAACGUGAAGGUCAACGCAUUCAUCAUGGUGAAAUAUUUAUUGAAGAUCAUCAACGACCAUAUAAUACAUCAACUCAAACAACAGUAACAAAAGAAUGUAUUGAUAUAACAGAUAAUCGUUCAAAACCACCACCACCACCAGUUAUUAAUACACAACAACAACAAACAAAUGAAUAUCAUUUUGAUGAACAACAAUCAUGGACAGAAGAAGAAUGGGAGCAAUGGCAUUGUACAAUGAUGAUUAAAGGUGAACCUUAUCGUGUUAUAUGGGUUAUGAAUACAAUGACUGGUGAUCGUUUACCAUUACAAACUGCAUAUCAACGUGGUUUAGUUGAUAUAAAACAACGUUUAUUUUUUGAUGAAAAAUUAAAUCGUAAAUCUUAUACAUUUGAAGAAGCUGUUGAAUUAGGUUAUAUGGGUAUUGAACCAGAUACAGCAUCUCUACCACUACAUGUUGAUGGUAUUGAUUAUAUGAUACAUUGGGUAUUAGAUUCAUCAACUAAACGUCGAAUAUUUCCACGACAAGCUGUACGUAAACAAAUUUUAGAUGCUGUACAUGGUCGUUAUAUAAAUCCAUAUAAUAAUUCUCAAGUAUCAUUACAUGAAGCUAUUUAUUUAAAAUUUAUUGGUGCUACAGAAUAUAAUUCAACAAAUGAUUCUAUAACAGUAACAAUAAAUAGACAAACAUAUACGAUUAAAUGGGUUUAUGAUACACGUAAUAUGAAAAAAAUUUUACCUCGUGAUGCAUUAAAACAAGGUAUUUUGGAUAUACAAUUAAAUGAAUAUCGUAAAGUUGAUACAAACGAUGUAUUAACAAUUUAUGAUGCUAUACAAGCUGGUUAUAUACGUUGUAAUGAUGAUGAAUCAUCGUCAGAUAAUAGUGUUAGACCACCAUCAAUAAUAUCAAUUGAUGAAGAUGAAUUAACAAUCGCAACUAAAACAGCUACCUAUGUUAUUACAUCAGUUAUACAUCCAUUAACACAAAAAGAAAUUAAAGUAUCCGAAGCUAUUGAUUUGGGUAUAUUAGAUAAAGAUAUAGGUAGUUAUCGUGAUUUAGUAACAAAUGUUCAAUAUGAAUUAGCUGAAGCAAUCAACGAAGGUUUAGUCUACGCAACAAUAAUUGAAACAAAAGAAGAUACGGAAAUGUUAACAUCAUCCGUACAAGAAAUAAUAAAAAAAUUUAUUGUUAAAAGUGUUGCUGUUGAUAGUGAAUCACUAGAAAAAAUUGGUGGUUUAGAAGCACAAGCUAUCGGUAUACUUAAUUAUGCACAAGGCAUUUAUCAUGAUCGUAAAUCUGGUGUUAAAAUUCCACUUGAUAAAGCUAUUGAAAAGAAAUUACUUGAUGUUGAACUUGUUAGUCAAAAACGAUUUGAAGAAUAUGAUUUAGAAUUAAUAACUGAUACAAUUACGGAAAAACGUAUUACUUUAUAUCGUAUACAUGGUGUACGUAAUAAUGUAUUAGAUCGUAUGGAAUCAGGUGCUAUUGCUGUUAAAAAUCAAAUGAUUGAUACCGAAACAAAAACUUAUACAGAUUUUUCAACGGGUGAAUCAAUGACUAUUCAAGAAGCUAUUAAUAGAAAUUUAAUUGAAGCUGAAAUAAGUGAACAUGUUGAACGAAAACCAUUAGGUUUAUCAAUGCAAAAUGCUAUUCGACUUGGUUUUUAUGUAGCUGAAACAGGUACAUUCCGAGAUCCAGCAACUGAACAUUAUAUGACAUUAAUGGAAGCUAUUGAACGUGGUCAUAUACAUGUAAAUGGCAUGGCAUUUGCUGAUAGUGAACAAGGACCUAUAACUCUUUAUGAUGCAUUUUCACUUGGUUUAAUAAAUCGUCGUGAUGGUGGUAAACUUAAUCCACCUAAAAUAAGUUUAUAUCGUGCACGAUUAGUUGAAUCAAAAUUACAUCGUAUGAAUGUUGAAGAUGCUAUACGUUGUGGUUUACUUAAUCUUCGAACAGGCCUUUAUAAACAUCCACAUAGUGGUGAACAAUUACAUUUAAAAGAAGCUAUACAACGUGGUUUAAUUGAUGGACAAAGUACAAUUAUUGAACAUCCAACAAGUGGACGUUAUAUGACAUUAAAAGAUGCAUUAGAUGGUAUUCGAAUUGAUCAUGAAGGACAAGUAAUUGAUUCAUAUUCGAAUAAAACAAUAACAACAUUAGAAUUAGCAUUUAAUCAUCGAAAAUUAUUUUCACAAUUUGAUGUUAAUGCUGGUGAAGUAUUUCUUCCAUUACAAAAUGAAUCCGUUGAUUUUGAAAAAGCAAUACGAAAAAAUUUACUUGAUAAUAAUCGUAUGAAAUUAUUUGAUCCAAAAACUAGUCGAGAAUAUUCAAUACAAGAUGCUAUUGAACGUGGUUUAGUUGAUGGUGAAACAGGUUUAAUCUAUGAUUCACAUUCACAUACACAAUAUUCUGUACGUGAAGCUAUACGUCAUGGUAUUGUUGCUAUUGUUGGUGCACCAUUAGUACCAAUUAAAGCUGAUCAUGAAACAGUUGCUGCUAAAAUAACAUCAAGAAAACAUCGAAGACAUUCAUUAGUUAAAAGUUCAUUACAUUAUGAUUAUAAUAGUGCACCAGAUUCAGCUGAUGAAGAUUCUCAUGGUAGCGGUGGUGGUGGUGGUGGUGUUAACGCUGGUUGGCAUCGUAUUAAAUCUCGAACACGAGCUAUUAGUCCAUUAAGUAUUGAUGAUACACUUGAUUUAAAACGUAAUAUAAGAAGACGAACUGGUUCAAGUCCAACAGGAAAAUGUCGAGACGAUGAUUGGAAAACAGGAUGGAAAAAUGGUCAUAAUGAUGAUGAUGAUACAUAUGGAAAUGGUGGAGGUAGUUCAAAACGUAAUGGUGGUGGAAAUACAUUUUAUUCAAGUUCAACAAGUCGAGUACAACAAAGUAAUACAUCAUCGAAUCGAUCACAAGGAGGACAAACAUCAUCUGGUUUCCAACAAAAAAAUGAAACAACAUCUUCUUUAUCAACAGUAAUACCCAAGGAACAAGAUUCAAAUGAAUUUAUUGAACAUAAUUAUGAAAUAUUAUAUGAUAUUUUACCAACACCAAUUAAAUAUAUUAUUAAUAAAGAAAAUAAUUUAUUACGUUUAUCGGAAGCUAAUACAAAAGCACAGAAUAAUGAAAAUCGUUUGAUUUUGGAUAUACAUAAUAUUGCUGGCCGUUUAACUUCAUUACAUAAUCAAUUAAAUCAAUAUGUUUAUUUAACAGAAAAUCUUGAUCAACUUCGAACUAAUGUUAAACAUAUUAAAGUAUUACAUUUAGAAAUUGAACAAGAAAAAUUAACUAUGGAUAAUCUUAUUGAACGAACGAAGGGUAUGAACCCUCAAUUAACAAUAUUAAGUACAGAUCUUGAAGAAAAAAGAGUUGAAAUUUCUGAUAUCAAUAAUGGUUUAAGCAAUAUUAUUGAACGAUUUAUUACUAAUAUCGAUCAAUUUAAUAUGAAAUAUAUUUAUUUAAUGGAAUGGAUUGAAGAAAAUGAGAAUGAAAUUCAAAAAUCUUUACAAUUAUCAACAUUAAAUGUUGAUAAUGAUAAUUUAAAGAAUAUUUUAAAUACAGGAAUUCAUUUACAAAAUGAUCUUCAAUCUUUACAAGAAUAUUUACAAACAAUUCAUGUUAUAAUACAAGAUUUUCAACAAGCAAUUGAUAAUACUGAUAAUGGAAAAUCGGAAAAUAUUUUUCAAGAAUUUCAACAACGUUAUAGAAUUUUAUCAAAAACUUAUUCAGAUUUUCUUAAACGUUGUAAACAUAUAUCUGAUCAAUGUGAACGUUCAAUUGGUCUAUUCAAUGAAGUUAAUAAUUUCGAUAAAGAAUUUCUUAAAUCAAUCAAUGAAUUCGAUCAACAUUUAACUAUCAAUGAAAAAGAACAAAAAAAUGAUGAUACAUUACAAAUUCUUCUCUUAAAUGUUCAACAGCAUUUAGAUAAAUUACGUAUGUUAGCAAUACAUGAGCCAGCUUCACCUUCAAUAGUCAUCACAUCAAAUAAUCAUAUUAUGAAUCAAAUAAAAGAACAUCUUUACACUUUACUUGAUUCGCAUACACAACGUUAUGAUGAUAGUCAAAAACGUUUAAUGAAUCAUUUAGAAUUAAUUCAACGUUUUCUACAUGAACGUCAAACAAUAAAACAAAAUAUUGAUGAAUUAUAUAAUUGGUUAACAAAUUCAUUAGAAAAUAAUUUUCAUUCGCAACCAUUCUCAUUGAAACGUUCAAAACUUGAUGAACAAAUUAUAAGUUUUCGUCAAUUCCAUGCACAACUACGUACACGUCGUUAUGCAUUCGAUUCCGAUAUAAAUACAACAAUUAAUCUUGAAAAUUUAUUAGAUAGAGACGAUAAACAUUCUUUAAAAUUAAUCGAACAACAUUUUCAAUCAUUAAAUGAACAUAGUCAACAAUACAAUGAACAGAUUAAUCAUUUGUGUACACAUUUAAAUGAAUUUCAUCUUGAACAUGCCUAUUUAAUUGAUACUUAUUCGAAAAAUUUACGUCUUUAUACCGAACAAAUCGAACAAAAUGAUGAUAUAAAUUUUUCUGCAUUACAAUUAUUAUUAAAUAAUGAUCAAGAUUUAAUUCUAGAUCAUACAUCAUAUAAUAAAUUAAUAGAAGAAUUAUUGCAAACAAACAAUAUUACAGAUGAAAAUGAAAUAAUUGAACAUAAAAAUCAAGUUAAUGAAUAUAAAAAUCAAUAUGAACGAUUUCAAAAUGAUUUAAAAUUAAUUCUACAAAAUCGACAAAGUCUUUAUGAUGAAUAUGAAUUAAUGAGAAAUGAUAUACAAGAAUGGUUAUUAACAACAGAUCGUUUAUUAAAACAACAAUUAACAAUAGAUUCUUGUGAACAAUUAUUACAUGAACAUUCCACAUUACCUAUUGAACAAUUAAAAUUUAUAAAUAAACAAUUAGUUGAAUUUUAUUCCUCAGCAAAUUUAUUAGAUAUAUAUGAACACUUAAAAUUAUCUAAACCACGAAAUGAUUCAAAUUUAUCAUUAAUAUUUGAAAAACAAACAAAUGAAUUAAUCGAAUAUUAUCUAUUAAUAAAACAACGUAUUCUUGAAUCUAUAAAAAUAUUAGAAAAUAUUCAACAUCAAACAAAUAAUUAUCAAAUAUCAAAACAAAUAGCUGAAAAUUCAAUUGAAAAAGCAAAAGAAUUAAUUGUAUUAAAUGAAAAUAUAAUACUUUCAUUAGAUGAUCAAAAAAUUGAAAAUCUAUUACAAAAAUAUAAAAACAUUGCCAAUGAACUUAAAUCAAUGUCAUCAACUAUUGAUGAAUAUAAAAAUAAUGGUUUAAUCCUAAUUGAUACUGCUCAACGAUAUAUUGAUACUGAUUCUAUUUCAAAUGAAAUUGAAUCAAUUGAUAAAACUUGGUGUGAAUAUGUGGAAUAUGUUCUUGAUACAAUUGAUUAUAUUCAAUUACAUCAAGAAGAUUUAGGUGAAUUUUAUCAAUUAACUAAUCAUUUCAUGGCUUUGCUCAAUGAAAAACAGAUACAACUCGAAACGAUUCCAGAUAAUGAAUUGAAUACUUUUCAUAAUGAUAUAGAAAAACUUUAUGAACAAAUUGAAUUAUUGAAUCAAAAAGGAGAACUUUUAUUACAAAGUUUAGGAACUGAUUCAAAUGAAAAUCAAGUUGAACGUGUAUUAGACACAAUUAGUCGAAAUUAUGAUAAUUUAAUAACGAGAAUUAAAGUUCGUUUAGAUAAUAUUAAUAAUCCAUAUCAACCUAUUCCAAUCAUCAGAGAUAAUAUUUCAUCGAUAAGAACAACAUUGCAAUCUACUGAUGAUCUACGUCAACAAAUGGAUGAAAUAGAUUUAUCUAUGAAUGAAUUAUCAGAAUUAUUAAUAUCAUCAACAAGUGAUACAAUAUCAAUUCAACCAAAUCGUUUAACUGAACAAUUUGUUGAUAAUGCUGUUGUGAAAAAUGAAUUAGAAAAACGAAAAAUUUCUCUUGAACAAUUACAUUCAAAUAUCGAACAAUUUAAAUGUACAAUGACAAAUGAAACAGAUAUAAAUACUAUCAAAGGUUUGGAAGAUAAACUAUCAUUUUUAAAUAAACAUUGGUUAACAAUGAAACAAGCAAAUGAUUUACGUGAAGAAAAUCUUCUUUUAAUUCAAGCAUGUACAAAUAUAUUUUGGUCUGAACAUAAUCAACUUUUUACAUUGCUUAAUCAUCUAUCAACAAAAUUAAAACAAAUCUAUCCAUGUUCAACAUCAUGUGAAUAUAUUAAACAUGAACAAGAAAAAUAUAAUCAAUUAAUCGAUGAUUUUUCUAAUUAUAAAAUAAAAUUUCAAGAUUUUUUACAAAAACAUAGUUUACAAUUAUUAACAUUAAUUUCGGAUAAUCAACAAGAUACAGAAGAUAUUAAACGUUCUAUAUAUGAUGUAGAACAACAAUGGAAUCAUGUACAAAUAGAUUUAAAUACUUGUCAAAAUGAUUUAUCCCAAGCUAUGAAAAAAUCAAUUGAAUUUAAUUCAAAAUUAGAUAAUGUUUCAACAUGGUUAAAUGAAAAAACAAAUAUAGAAAAUAAUAAUGAUUUUGAACAAAUUCGAAUGUUUAAAGAACAUUUAGAUGAUAAAUAUAUUGAUCUUAUUAAUUUAAAACAAGAUUAUACAGAUAUUGAACAACAAAAUGAACAUAUAACUAAAGAUAAACAUCAUCUUGUUGAAGAACAAUUAUUACAAAUGGACUCGAAAUGGUUACAAUUAAAUGAUAAAAUGCAAGAACAUAAAACACUUACCUAUGAAACUGCUCUUCGUCAAAAUCGUAUUGGUGAUGUUAUUACAGAUAUAACUCAAUCAUUAGAUACUUGUACAUUAAAAUUAUCUCUUCUAAAUCAAACAUCUUCUGAUAUUAAUCUAACUGACGUGAAACAAAUCGAAAUAUUAAUUGCUAAAUUUCGUAUUCUUUUAAAUGAUAUUGAAUUAAUUUCAUAUGAUAUUGAACAAUUAAAACAUACGGAUUAUGAAAAUAAACAAACGGUUUUAUCAAUAAAUACUCGAUGGGAAGAAUUACAUAAACAAACAACUGAAAAAUAUAAUUUCUUUGAAAAUCAUUUAGAACAAAUGAAAUUAAAACAAAAAUUACAUGAUCAAAUUUUUCAUGAACUUCAAUUGAUUAAUAAACAAAUCAAUGAAAGUACAAUAAAUACAAAUUUUUCUGUACUUAUUCAAUGUUUAGAAUAUAUUGAAGAACGUAUUCAUGAUGAAUUUCCUAAUUCUAACAAUGAAUUAAAAAAACAUUUGAUCGAUAUCAAACAACGAACAUUAACCAAAAGUGAAGAAUUACUUGAUUUAAAAAAUUCCAUUGAAUUUUUUCAUAAAUCAUUACAAAAAUUUGCUGAACAAUUAAGUGAAAAUGAACGUUAUUUAAAUACACAAAAACCAAUUCAACGUCGUUUUGGUUUAUAUCCAACAUUAUUAAAACAAAUGAAUGAAUAUAAAACAUUUCAAAAUCAAUUGGAAACAUCGAAAGAACAAUUUAAUGAUUUAAAUAAAUUAGCAAUACGUUUAAAAAUCGAUUCAAAUUCAAUAAAAAAUUCUCUUACAUCAAUACAAAUACGUUGGCAAAAAAUUCUUACACGUACAAAUGAAAGAAGAAAAGAAUUAGAAAAAGUUUUUCAAGAAACAAAAAAAAUUGUAAGACCAGUAGUAGCAGAUAUUGAUCGAAUUAAAAGUGAAGUUCAUCGACAAACAUCUCUUUGUCAAUGUUCAAAUAAAUAUGAUGUACAACAAAUAGCUGAAGGACGAUAUCGAUUUGGUGGAUCACAAAGUCUUCGUCUUGUUCGAAUACUUCGUUCGACAGUCAUGGUUCGAGUUGGUGGAGGAUGGACGGCACUUGAUGAAUUUCUUGUUCGACAUGAUCCAUGUCGAGGAAUGCACAUCUAUAAUCGAUUUUUAACGACUAUCGCCGAAGCUAAAGGUCGUACAAAUUAUGAAUUAAAUUCACAAAAUUAUCCUUUACGUGAUGGUGUUGCUCAAACAAUGACAUUAUUCAAACAACGAUUUGUUAACAUUCGUCGACCAACAUAUCUUUUUCCUCAACAACAACAAUCUACUGGAUCAUUAUUAAAAAAAUCACCAUCAGUAACACCUAUUCGACCUAUAAAAGAUAAAUGUCGACGAACAUCAUCAACAUAUUCUUUAAAACAACAACAACAACAACAAUCAACUUCAUUAUCAAAUGGUGAUCUAUCCAUGUCAGCUGAUGAUCUAUCCGUAUCCCCACGUGUUUCUAGUGAUUCGGAAACAAAACAAUCUUUAAUACCAAUAGCAAUUACAAUGUAUACACCAGCAACAUCAACAUUGAGUCGUACAUCAAGUCGUGAUAGUAUUCUUUCGGAGAAUUCAUUUGUAUCAACAAGUUCAUCACUAAAACAUCGGCCAAGUAAACUUCCAUUACCAAUAAAUCGACAUCGAAAAAAUAUUGCAGUUUAUGUAGAUUCAUGUCCACUUGAAUAUCGUAUAAUUGAUCCAAAUCAUUCAUUUUGUUCUCAACCAUUUUCAAAUGUUAUUGAACAACGUGUUACUUUAUCAGAACGUGAAUACAUUAUUAAUAAACAUAAUUAUGAACGACGUCGUACACAUGGUACUAAUCUUGAAAAAAUGUAUUGGAAUGAUGACUUAGCUGAAAUUGCUUUAAGACAUGCUCGUACAUGUGUAUUUGAACAUGAUAAAAUGAAUCAACGUAGUAUACCAAGAAUUCCAUUAUCAACUGGACAAAAUUUAGCGAUAGGCUAUGAAAAUUGGACUGAAGUUAUAGAAGGAUGGAUUGAAGAGAAAGAAUAUUAUUGUCAUGCUUUUCCAUCAACAAAUCUGUUUAGUCGUUAUGCACAAAUGAUUUGGCAUUCAUCCGUAUUGAUUGGUUGUGGAGCAGUAAUUUGUCCUCCUUUUGGAUCUUAUAAUAUCUCAUGGAAUUUCUAUGUUUGUAACUAUAUUACAGGAUUAUUGAAUAGUAAUUAUCAUGCAGCAUAUAGGCAAGGCAUUAAAGAUCAUCCGUUACAUGAUUGUCAUGGUAAAGUCUGCUUAUAUAAUGGUACUCUUAAUUUAAAUACAUGCGAAUGUCAAUGUUCUUCAUAUGCAAGUGGCUCAUACUGUGAAAAAUUGAAUUGUUCGAAACUACCUCAAUGUCCUUAUCAUUCAUCAAUAUCAUGCGUUGCUGUUGAUGUUCCUUUAGAAUGUCCUCGUCUUUGUGGUCUUUGUGACCGAUAUGAAAUAUUGAAACAUGUUUAUGGCGAAGAUAAUUUAAUACCUAAUGUACUUAUGAGUACUACAACUACUACCACUACAACAACCGAAGAAACUUCGAUUAAAAUGGAAACAUUAUUUGAAGAUUUACAAACAUCAAAUGAAAUAAGUUCAACAUUAAUUCUUAAUACAACAACAAUUAUGUUAUCAACAUCAUCAAAAAUAAAUGUCUCAUAUGAAAUAUUUUUCUAUUUAUGUAUUAAAUAUUUUAUUAGUUGCAUAUGA
Molecule: messenger RNA, 12186 nt
Organism: Adineta steineri
Lineage: Eukaryota; Metazoa; Rotifera; Eurotatoria; Adinetida; Adinetidae
Source: the annotation of a GenBank genome assembly